Molecule: messenger RNA, 459 nt
Organism: Metopolophium dirhodum (rose-grain aphid)
Lineage: Eukaryota; Metazoa; Arthropoda; Insecta; Hemiptera; Aphididae
Exons: 1
Coding region: 1-459 (152 amino acids)
Source: RefSeq, a predicted model, not a curated record
AUGAAUACAGAGAAAGUUUUGUUACAAAAUUUAAUAGCGUCAAAAAAAAAUAUUAAACGAAAAAUAAUGGAAAUGAAACGUGGUGUUAUAGAUUCCGACAAUUAUUUUCGUGAAGCAUUUAAACCAAUAAUUGAACCAUUAAAUACACAUACAGAACAAAAUGCUAUAUGGAACACACAGUCGACUGAACUAAAAAAUAAAUCAGAAACCUCAUACACUAGUGAAGAAGAUGAUAACGAUGAAUUAAAUUCAGAUCCAUUAACGUAUCAACUAAAAGACAGUUUAAAUAAUUUAAUAUUAGGAAAUUUGUAUGUACAAGAAUUAAAAAAAACAUUUUUUCCCGAUACCUUUCUCAUUGAACGUGUAAUAAAAAAACAUAAAAACAAAUUAUAUGUUAAAUGGUUAGGUUUUGACAAUAGCCAUAAUUCGUGGGUAAAUGUAAACGACACUUUAAAAUAG